CACAGUGACACUGGCGGGGAGUAAGACGUGCACCAGUGUGCUGCCUCCAAACGAACGCACUCGCCCAGGAAACCAAACACCGAUGAAUACUGACAAACCAGUGGCUUGUGUCAAAGUGUAUACUGCACAAAAAUUCAACAUGUAAAUGUGCUUGCCGGCACCCCACCGCGCUGUGCCUUCUGGUUGAGACAGACAUGACAAACAGGAUGAGAGAGAAAUCCCAACAAAAGCAGACUGGCACCGAAGGUUACUUUUUUUUUUUCCGGUGGUCAGAUCUGGAGGAGGUGACUCCCUGCAGACUGAGACGCUUGUUAUGCAAGUAGUUUUGCAUGUAUAUGUCACUCAGACCUGGACAGAAUCUGGGGCUAAUGCGCAUCUGGAUGACUCCUCGUGUGUGGUGAGUUUAGGUGAACUCGGAUGAGAGAAAGGCGGUGAUAUAAGUGAGCGCCAAGCCGGUUAGAAGAGAGGAGGAAAAGAAGAGGGCGGGGACACUCAAUCCGUCAGAGUGGAGGCUGGUUUGGUCAUUCCUUGGUUUGGCAAAGGGGGGCGAGGAGUCCGCAUCUUCAACAUCUGCUCCCGAAAAGAAGAAGAAGAAGAAAAAGAUAACAGCCGAGGAGCUCUGGACUAAAAAGUGCGCGCACUUCUUUGGAUCAUCUGGAUUUCACUACGUCUUCUUGGUCGAGAUUUUUUUUAUUAUUAUUAUUAUUCUCCAGGAGUUGAGAUUUGAAGUGAAAUAGGGGGGCUGCCAGGAGGUGAGUAAGAGCAAGUUGUUUGCUUAAAUAUAAAAGACAAGUAAAGGGAGGAAAGAGGAGGACAAGCGAGGAGAGAGGAGAGGUGACCCCGGGCGAAGCGACAUGUUUGGCAUGAUCAAGAAUUCGCUCUUCGGAAACACCGAGGAGACCGAAUAUAAACUGCUCAGCACCGAGACGAAGGACAGCGUCAGCUUCGAGGUGCGACGGUACGACGCUGCCAAAUAUGCUGUCGUGUCCUCUGAGGGGCGAGCCUUCGACCAAGUGACGGGGGAGCUGAUGAGGAAGUUGCUCAUGUACAUCGGUGGGAGUAAUGAACAAGGCGAGGCCAUGGGUACAGCAGCUCCCCUCAUCAUCACAGUGUACCCUCGGAACGACGGCGUUUUGUCUCGCCGCUUGGUGGUCGCCAUCAAGGUUCCCUCCAACUACCAGCAAAGCCCCCCUAAUCCCACCGACAGCACCGUCAAGAUUGAAGAGCGGCCUGGCAUGACAGUCUAUGCCCUGCAGUUUGGAGGCUUCGCAGGGGAGACCGAGUACCGAGCAGAGGCCUUGCGUUUGACGCGUACUCUGGGUGAGACGGCCCCCUUUCAGCGUAAGCAGUACUUCUGCUGCAGCUACGACCCGCCACUCAAGCCUUACGGACGCAGAAACGAGGUGUGGUUUCUACAGGAGGAGCCGUAGGACCACGUCAUGUGGUCAGAUCUCAUGCUAACGUCUCAUUUCAACCUUAAUUAACUCAAGAUAGGUGCUCAAGCAAUGGGACGAAAUUAAGAGUUCAACAACAGUGGGGUAGCAUGUUGUCCUUUCAAGACCAAACUUCUGAGACACAAAAAAACUGCGGAAUAGUGUUACUGCCACGCCAGAAAAAUAAGAACAGAUCAUUAUAACAUACUUUUAUUGUCACAAUAUUGGGGUUUUUACACUAUAUUAAGAAGUUUCCACCUUAACUUAUGACAUUAUAACCACUGACCAGUCCAGAUGAAGCCUAACGAGUGGUUUUGAAGCCUAGUGUGAUGUUUCUGACCGCCGCCAUCUUGUUAGCGCCUGACCUAGCUUAUUUAACCAUGAAUGAAAGGAGUUAAGGCCGGCGGGUGAUGAAAAGUCGGUUAUUCAUAGCUUUGAGCCUUGAUAUAAUUUAGACAGGUGAGAUAUAUAAAAAAUAUAUAUAAAAAAUCUCCAGUACAGUUAGCAUGAAUGGAGACAUUAGCUAUAGGGUCACAGGGGGUCUUAUUUGUGGUGUAAAGUUGUACAUUUUAACAUGGAGGUCAGGAAACCAGACAACUUUUCCCAAUCGUACAUUUUUUGUUGCGGAAAGGGAAUUUGUUUCUCUGUAGCGGCUGAAAAACGUCACUUAAUCAGAACUUAAUCAAAAUGGUGGCGCUACAUCAAUCUACAAUAGAUGACAGUAGCAAAUUAGGCCACGCCCCCAUUUGGGCGAAAAUAAACCACUGGCGGUAAAUACGAAUCUCCCCCGUAGUCAGUGUUUAUUUUAAUUUGCUAGCAUUCGUCAGCAGUAAAAUGGACAAAAUGGCUAAUGUUAGUCAGGCAGUCACAUACAGUAAAUAACGUUGUUGCUGAGCGACUAACGGCGAUGUUACGUAGAAAAAACGUAUGUCAUGGUCUACUGACCAAGAAAUGGAUUAACAACUCCACUCAGUGGCUGGAGGUGUCUUACCCGGAUAUUUACUCUGACCUCAUUGAAUCUCUGGGUAAUGUGUGACAUGUGUCAUCAAUCCAUAAUCAUUCCAUAAUAUAAAAUUAAUGAAUCAUGACAUAAUUACAGAAUGCAACACUCACAAAAGUUAACUCUUUUAAAAAAAAACACCUAACAGUAACUGUGAGGACUGACUUUAGCUAAUGUUAGGUUUGACACGUAACUGUUUAAAGUACACGUUGACUAUCAGAUUCCCACGACUUUCCACCUUUGUCCACCCGUUUUAUAGCCUGAAGCCAUAAUUGUCUUUGGUUUUUAUCUCUCUCUUGAGGAGAGCAGAGUAGAUUUCAAAGUUUUAUCUUUCAGAUUGUUCUUUGAACGCAGCAACUCUUCGGCAUUUUGGCGACUUCUCCUUAGUGUUCACCCUUAAGGGGGUGUGGCCUUUUCAGGGUCUUCUAUGGGGAUCGACUCUUUUGGCGCCAGCCUCUAGUGGCCGUUCAUGGAACUGCAAACCACACUGGCCUCACGCUUCGCAGAUACUCAGCCAUAACAAGAAGCUUUUGUACUUAACACUACUUAACACUCUGGUAUAAGAUCUGUUAUAAUAUGAAGCAUGUUGUGUUGUAAAUCACAUUAAAUGUGAAAAUUAUCUUAUCAUAACAAAAGAAUUUCCCUUCAUAAGUUAGCAAUAGCAAUACUGAUGUGUUGAUAUUUUUCUGGCGUGGCUGUGACACUAGAUACAAGAUGUGGUUUAUUAACCCAAUGAGCCACUUCCACUAUCUUAACAGACAUGAAACUCGGACAUGAAUAAUGUCACAUUAAAUCUGCAUUUAAAUGUAAAUGAAUCUUUUCAUUCAUUUUAGAUUUACAUGUUUGUCCUUGGAGGUACGUAAAGUCCCGUAGAGCUCCUUAAUGAACACACUGUAGGGCUUUGCACAUCUUUAGCCUAGUUUACAAUCUAGUGACGACUACAGGGAAAUGUAUAGACUUAACAUUAGAUCGAUGUUACUAGUAAAAAGCACACUUCCCUCUCCUGAAUAAGGGACCGGAAAGAAUCAGGAAUUGAGCCAUAAAGUAGAAUUAGUCUUAAUGAAUCGGUGGGUGGGACGUAGCCCGCUAGUUACUGGUGUCGUUAUGAUCUUUGUCGUGAUGUGUUGUGUUUUAAUGCAUGCCAACGCCAUUAUUUAUUUACAGAGGCUUCUGAAUCCGUGUAACGCCUGUACAGUGUGGUUUUAUGUAAUACGAGUGCAUACAGUAUAUUGACAGUGUUUCAUAAUAUAAUAAAAAUAUUAUUCAGUUAA
Mugil cephalus (flathead mullet) is the source of this 3704-nucleotide messenger RNA. Its product is annotated as heme-binding protein 1-like. NCBI's taxonomy places the organism in Eukaryota, Metazoa, Chordata, Actinopteri, Mugiliformes, Mugilidae. The transcript has 4 exons. Bases 855 to 1430 code for a protein of 191 amino acids. The record is from RefSeq and is a predicted model, not a curated record.